Selaginella moellendorffii is the source of this 1675-nucleotide messenger RNA. Its product is annotated as bidirectional sugar transporter SWEET1a. Gene Ontology annotation, molecular function: sugar transmembrane transporter activity. Bases 40 to 699 code for a protein of 219 amino acids. NCBI's taxonomy places the organism in Eukaryota, Viridiplantae, Streptophyta, Lycopodiopsida, Selaginellales, Selaginellaceae. The record is from RefSeq and is a predicted model, not a curated record. Gene Ontology annotation, cellular component: membrane. Gene Ontology annotation, biological process: carbohydrate transport. The transcript has 6 exons.
UUUAGGUCUGGGCGGGAGAGAGAUCACGAUGCUGCGAGAAUGACAAAGAAAUUGAGGAUCGUAUUUGGCGUUCUUGGCAACAUCACUACGAUUCUCUCCAGUUUAGCCCCAAUACCCACAUUCUACCGGAUUUACAAGAGGAAGGACACUGAGAAUUUCUCAGUGCUCCCAUAUAUAACCACGAUCUUGUGCAAUUUAUUCUGGGCUUGGUAUGCAUUGCCAUUCAUCACGAGCCAGAACCUUCUCCUCUUUAUUAUCAGUGCGAUUCAGGUGGUGUUGCAAUCCAUCUACGUUAUCAUGUUCUUCAUCUACGCUCCACCUGAAAGAAAGUCGAGGACAACAGUAAUGGUUGUCACGACCGUCAUCCUCUUCGCCAUGGAUAUAAUUAUAACAAUGGCAUUUCUUCGGCAGAGCAAGAGAGAAACUUUUGCCGGCGUGAUUGCCACUAUUUCUUCCAUUCUGGCUUAUGCCGCUCCCUUGUCUAUCAUGGUCCGUCAUGUUCUUUUCUACGUUUUCUUUACUCAAAAACACGAUUUCUCGGCAGGGCCUUGUAAUCAGAACCAGGAGCGUCGAAUACAUGCCGUUCCUCCUCUCCUUGGCCAUCUUUUGCAGCGGUUUUACGUGGACUGUCUAUGGUAUACUUGGACCCGACAUCUUUGUCAUUGUAAGUUGAUCCAAAAGCUCUUGAGCUCCCGGUAAAAAAAACGCGCAAGAUAUCGGAUGGGCUUGGCUUCCUGCUCUCCACGCUGCAGCUCAUUCUGUACGCAGUGUAUUAUCGUCCCCCUGUGCAACAAGUGGCUUACGGGAGCGUCAAGAACUUGCCCGAGGAGCUGGAAUCGGACCAACACCUGGUGGCAAGCUCCACACAGGCGGACGAGAUCGAGCUGGAAAAGAGGUGGCACACUCGAAGCGAAGGCGGCCAAAACUCCAACCAAGGAGCGUCUCCUCCUGUUCCUCCUCCAUCUCGGCCCUUGGAAUCCAUCAAGCUAUCGCAGUCCGUCGUCCUGUACGACGACCCUCGGCUUCCGAACUAAGAAAGCAAAAGAGAAAACAGAGAACGAGACGCAGAGUGUCGGACAAGCAAGCAUGGAAAGGACUGGACAGUUUCCAUCGGGACAGAGCGAAGAGAUAAGCAAACGCUACGGCCUUGCGGGGACAGAAACGAGAAAAGACUCUGUUACGAGCCGGCUCGUCUCUUGCAACUGAAACGACAGUGCACAAGCCUUUGGAUUCUUUCUUCCGUCUGUCCGUCCAGGCCGUGAAUGACAGACUGAUCAGUGAGGUAUUUCUCUUUUCAUCUUUUCCUUCCAGGAGUACUCGAGCGGGGCAUCCAUUGUCUAUCCUCCCUUGCAUUAUGUGGGUUGGCGUGCUGUUUGUGGUCAUUUCUCCGGAAAGGAAAGGCUGGAUGGAGAUUUGUGACAAAGCGAAGUCGACGCGAAAUUUUUUUCAAACUUCGAUGGUCCUUGAAUGGGAAGUGGUGGACGAUUCUUUUUCCGCUGCAAUGACUUUUCCUGAUUUGAUAAUUUGGUGCGCUGUUCAAAUCACAGCGGCCUCCGUUCCAGUAAAAAUCUCUAUUGUGGUGUUUUUUCUUUCUAGUCAAGGAAAUCCCGCUGCUCUUUUUGUACAAGUUUGUUUUUCCCGCAGCUUUAAGAAAAUGUGGAUGGAGUUUAAAGGC